AUGGUACCAGAAGAGAUUUCUACACUGUUUGUGGUUGGAUUUCCUGAAAAUAUGCAAGAGCGUGAAUUUCAGAAUAUGUUUAUGUUUUCUCCUGGAUUUGAAGCAGCUACCUUAAAAGUUCCUAGCGUCAUGAUGGGCGUGAUCGAGGAAGACAGCCGGAAACAGAUAAUUGGAUUCGUAAGGUUUCGUACCCGCUUAGAUGCUUUGGAUGCUAAAGCGAUACUAAACGGUAAAAGGAUUGAUCAUGAAAAAGGCAGUGUACUCAAAGCAGAACUUGCUAAAAAAAAUCUCCACACGAAAAAAGAAUUACAACAACAAACAAUUAAAACUCCAUACGAAGCAUUUUAUUCAGUACACAGCAAUGGUAAUAGUGGUGAAAAUUCACCUUGUUCACCACCUCAUCAUCAUAUUAUACCUACUUGCACUAGAUCAUCAUCAUUUCCCCAUAAUAGUCGGUAUUCAUCCAAAAGUUUGAUUGACCAAUUCGGCAUAAUGGGUAAUAAAAAAGCCUCAACUAUUUAUCCAACCACCACCCUAUCAUCUUCUUCAUUGGCCUCUUCAUCCUCUUCUUUUGUUGAACAUCCUUUUUUACUGUCUAAACUUUACAAAACAACAUCCCCACCGUCACACAACGAUAACCAAUUAACUCUGUCUUCCACUUCGACUCCUACCUUGGACAAUCCAACAGAAUAUUACCGCAUUGAUCAGAACCCACCUUGUAAUACAUUGUACGUUGGUAAUUUACCAAUGAAUACAAGCCAAGACGAGCUGAGAUCCAUGUUCAGUUCGUGUCCUGGGUUUAAGAGACUUUCCUAUAAAGUAAAGUCUAACGGUCCCAUGUGCUUUGUUGAAUUCGAGGAUGUUCCAUAUGCAACUUUAGCGUUGCAAGAAAUGCACGGCAAUCUAUUAUCUAAUUCUAUCAAUGGUGGUAUUCGACUAUCUUACAGUAAAAAUCCCUUGGUAAGGUUUACACCUAUCACACGAUAA
Molecule: messenger RNA, 987 nt
Organism: Mucor mucedo
Lineage: Eukaryota; Fungi; Mucoromycota; Mucoromycetes; Mucorales; Mucoraceae
Exons: 2
Coding region: 1-987 (328 amino acids)
Molecular function (GO): mRNA binding
Source: RefSeq, a predicted model, not a curated record